UAAUGACAGAAUGGAGACUUGAAUCUAUAAAGGGAAAAUGGCGAAGAUUGUGAAAGGGUCCGAAUCAUUGCCUACGAUUCUGAUCUGUGAAUAUUGCACUAACCUUACGUUCAAGCAAAUUGAAGAUUUCAUAAGACAUUUGAGAGAUCAGCACUGCUCUAGGGAAGGUGGUUCAUUCGUGUGCCUUUAUGGUUAUAAUGGAGUAUGUAUUAGUCUUCCUGUGGAAGGUGUUUCCGAUAAAGAUUAUGUAGCACACGCUACUAAGCAUGCGACAAUGCAGCAACACAAAAGCAACGGGGACUUGUCAGAGCCUUCAUCUUCAUGGACCGUGUAUUCAGCAGCACAAAAUUUGCCAGCUGUCCUAAACGAUCCCUUCAAAGGAAAGCAGAGCAAUUUUUUAACUCGUACUUGGGGAGAUGGAUUCGUUGAAAAGGUUGACAUACCUAAAAGUCCUUAUCUACCAGACAUCACUAUGCAACAUUUCGAAUCAUAUCUGAAGAAGAUUGCAAGGAGGUAUAGGAAACAUUCUCGUAUGAAUUCAAGUGUUAAGAGACCGACCACACCAAAUGAGUUGCUGCAAAAUUUCCCAAAUUUGCGGAAGGUUAAAUCUUUAGAUCGAAUGCAAUUUGAUUUAUCCAAUAUUCCGAAAAUCUUUUUGACACCCAACUUAGAUCUCUCCCAGAAAGAUAAUUUUUAUGCGGUAUUUCCGUUUACAAAAAGCGGAUUGUUAAAUGAGGAUUCUAAUAUUGUUAUCCACGUAAAACAAAUGCAAGAGAAGCUGAGUCACUAUUUAGAUGUUGUGGAAGUUAGAAUAGCAGAGCAAGUUGCUUCCAAGUCCCAAGCAUUUUUCCACGCUAUGACUUCUCAUGACGCUUUAAUGGAGCAACUUACGCAAACUAUUACAGUUUUAAAAGCCCUUAGGAGAAAUAUACACCAAGUUGAUAAGCAUCUAGUCAAGGAUUCAUUAGGAAUUUUGAAAUUGGAGCGAGCACGGUCCAACAGAUUAUUAGUCCAAGAGAAACUGAAACUUAUGGCUACAGUGCACCAGAGUCAACCGAUGAUUCAAUUAUUAUUAUCUACGCCAGACUAUGUUGCAGCGUUAGAUCUCAUUGCUACGACACAAGAAAUACUUCUGCAGGAAUUGAACGGCGUACACAGUUUUAGGCAUUUAAGUUCACAAUUAACAGAAAUGGAGAAACUCGUUGAUAAAAUGUUGUCUACGGAAUUCCAACGCUACGCAACUGCGGAUUUGAAUAGACCGUUAGGAGGAGAGAAUACAGUUUUGGAUGGUGAUAAACUUGUUUCCAUCAUUUCUGGUCUUCUGCGGCAAAAGCAUUUUCAAUUUGUGGAUACUUAUAAAGAGGAGGCUGUGACGACGGUCCGGGCUGUGACGAAACAGAGAGUCAUAGAAGCUUUGACAGCCAGCGAUUGUUGCAGCGAUCAACAAGCCGCGGCUCUGGAAGUCGGGGGACUUUCUCUCGCGGAGAGAUUAACGUUACUUCACAAUUCUAUACAAUCUUUGACAUUCCUUCUUAUGAGAGUGAAGGCUGUACACGACGUAAUGCGAGAUACAAUAGACCUCGCAGCAGGUCGAGUGUGUGACGGUACAUUCGACGAUACAAUACCUGAUCGCUUAUUAACUCGAGCAGAACAUUCGCGAGUAAUGACCAAGCUGAACGAUAUGAUGACGUCAAUUUGUGAUUAUUGUCAUGAACGAAUGGGAAAUCUGCUCUCAGCAGGUACAAGUGACAAAGAUAAUAAGCAGAAUGAAAAAGAAAAGUGGAACAAUGAAAAUUCCAAUAAUAAGCAAGAAGACAAGGACAGUAAAAACGAUAAAUCGUCUUGGUUGAGUAAAAGAGCCACGUCGGCUCAGGUUUGCCAGUUGGCUAGUUUAGUUGAAGAGUUUACAGAGACAUGUGAGAAAGUCUGUGGUAAACAAUGCACAGGCCUGCGAUCUGCGUUUAAGGCACAAGCUAGUAAAUUUAUUCAACGAUUUCACACGGAACUAAAAACGAAGCUCACUCUUUUAUUGGAGUCUGAAAAGUGGAAACAAGCCGAUGUGCCACCGGAAUUUCAGUCACUAAUAACAUACGUAUAUGAAAAUAAAACUUUUCCACCAAAUCUACUUAAGGCUGAUGAUAAAGUUAAAAACGAUAGUAUUCAACAUUUUAUUGUGGUAGGAGAUGAAAAGUAUGCCGUUGUUGGUACAGUUGUAAUGCUUAUACAAAUGAUUCACGAAUAUUGCAGGACUGGUAGUGAAUUAGUUGCUCUAUCAGGAACAGUUGGAAGGCAUUUGGCUGAAUUACUACGGCAUUACAAUUCACGUUGCUGCCAGCUUGUCCUCGGGGCGGGAGCCAUGCAAGUUGCUGGUUUGAAAACUAUUACCAGUACGAUACUUGUAUUAGCGGCACGCAGUUUGAAACUAAUUUUGUGGCUGAUGCCUUAUGUGAAAACACAUUUUUUAAUGCUUGCGGAGCAGAAUCCUAACCGCAAUCUUGGUACCUCAAAUAUAAGUGGCGGCGUCGCAUUAUUAGAUAGCGUUGAAAGAGAUAUUCGCGCGCACGUGAAAGAAAUUGAAACCAAAAUUCUUACUAUCGUCGACAAUCUCUUGGGCGGUCAGAUAUCAAAAUGGACUGCAAGACCGCCGGUACCAUCGAAGUCGUUUAGAAACAUUUCUAGUUAUCUGAUGAAACUAUAUGAAGCAGUUUCUGGAAUUCUGCCAGCAGUUGAAGUACAAACCCUGUAUCGUACGGUAAACGCAUCUUUCAAAGAGAAACUUAGAGAGCAAUUAGUCAAAAUGAACAUAGUGAAUAACGGUGGCCCACAACAUGGUGUAGUUACGUCUGAACUUACGUUUUACCUUGAGGCAUUACGGAAAUUAAAAGUGUUACCGAUUAAUGAGUUAGAUGAUAAUUGGAUGAGUGACAUAUGGACUAGAUAACAUGCAGAGCGUGUGAUUUAUUGCAUAAUAGAAGCGAUGAAGUAUUGUAGAAAACGGUGACUAAUCUUUAUUACAGUCUUCCUUCCACAUACGGUUGCAUCGGUGACUAUUUAACGUUUUGAUGGAUUUUUAAAACGACGUCGCUUGUAUCGGAAUUGUUCGUAUAAAUAUUUAUAAUUACUUUAUUUGUAAGAUUGUAUCGAAUGCAGUCUGUUUGGUAAUACGAUAAGGAAUUUACAAGUAGCAUUUUUAUAAAAUGCUCGAACUCGGCUCGAUAUUCCAAAAAUAUAUGUAAAUAACCUGCGAUUUUUGUUUAAGGAACAUGAUAUUAUCUUGUAUUGGUUGUUGACAUUUAAUAUAAAUUAUCAAUUACUUUAAUUACUAAAUUCGGUUACACGUCUUGUGUCUCCCAAACAUUCUUAUCUGCCAUAGUGUUCAUACGUAUAAAUUUCGUACCUAUCGAAUAACUUCGUAAAGGAAUAUAGACAAAUAAUAGAAAGUUAUUUUCUUUCGUGUCUGUAACAAAUGUAAGAAGGAGCUUAUUUGCAAGAGAAUACAGGUGGAAUAUCAGUUAUUCGAAAACUGUAAUAUGAUUCAAAUGAAUUUAGUCUGAUGCAAAUGAGUAUGCAGUAGGAGGACCAAAUAAUAAGCAUUUUUUUCAUAAUUAUUUAACAAAAUAUAUUAGGAAGAUAUACAUGUGAUAUAAUGUAUAUCUUUCAAUAACGCAAAUCUGGUUUAGCAUAGAUUAAAAAAAGAUCUGAGAAAUGAAAUUUUGAAACAUGCAAUGACUGCUUUCAUUGUUGUGUUCAUUGCCCCCUUUAAUCUCAGAGCAUGUUUUACUGGAGGCAGCUUCUUAAAGAGGAGCUAGAAAUGGUUACGUGCUAUCUCUCUCUCAUAGCACUGACUACAACUUAUUAGUAAGCGAUAUGAAAUUUGGAGCAAUUUGAAUGGGAAAGGAUUCGUGCUGAGAGAAAAAGACAGCAGGUAGAUAAACUAUAGGUCUCUGUUUACGAUUUUGUCUACACUUUCGAUAGAUAAGGAAGCUGCAUUCAGUAGUACAAAGAUCAUAAAUAUUGGAACGCAUUUCUAAACUGAAUAACUUUUCUACUUGCUGAACUUGAUGAAUUAAGUUUUUUUGAAUUGUUAGAAAUAUUAGUUUACUAUAUUGCUGUAGGUCGGAUUUACGGAGGAAAUAGACGUAUCGAAAGUUGUUGAAUUUUCUUAAUUUAUUAAACUCUUAAGGUGAAAACUAUCAAAACCUACGAUUGUAUUAAUUUCUGCAAGCAUUCUCAAUGACAGCAGCGUUAAUCGACUUUAAUGAAACUUUGUACAUGCAUAUAACGUGCUUAGAUUUACAUAAAGCAUGUUUUAAAUUUUUAUUAAGAAGUAGAAUACAAAUCGUAUUUCUUGUAUAUCCCACUAUAAUUUUGUUCAACUUUCUUUUAUGCAUUAUAUAGUAAACUAAGUCUUCUCAUACUCCAAAGAAUGUUAAGUUGUUCGGUGGAAUAUUAAAAAGUUAUUCAGUUUUGAAUUGUGGACUCCACUGUAUAUGCUCUAAGGAUUUAACUAUGAAGAAUAUAUUGUCAAACUGACUUUUCCCAUAUUUAUUAUAACAUUUUUGUGUACCAUUUGAUUCAAUCUGUCUUCUUUUUAACAGAUUGUUACAUUUUUUAACAGGAAAUAUAACUUUCUCGUAGAUACAUCGUUCAGUAGAAUCCAUUCACACAGACUCUAAAGAGACAUUCAACUCUAAAGUGCCCUGUUUAUCAUACACUUUUGUAGAUAUAAAAUGAGUACAUAACAUGUAAAAAAAUGUAAACCAAUUACAACAAAAGAAUUUCGAUAAUCAUUUACAAAAAGAAAAAAAAACAAAAUGCAGUUUUCUAAUAUUUAAUUCCUGGUAGUUCGAAGAUAUUCGUGGUUGUAUCAGACUUCCCCGUAGUUAUUAAUUCGACAUCGCAUACGUUUAUUUCGAAUUAUAAAACGUUAGAAACAUAAAGAUAUGUAUUGUAGGACUUAUGUAAAGGAUUGUAACCAUCUUCUUCAUCGUUAUUACCAAAGAUAAAAUUAUUGACUGUUACUCUCUUAUAUUACGUUCCACAAAUAAAUUGUGCGAUUACGAUUUGG
This is a messenger RNA of Ceratina calcarata, 5068 nucleotides long. RefSeq names its product VPS54 subunit of GARP complex scat (gene scat). The transcript has 14 exons. Gene Ontology annotation, molecular function: syntaxin binding. Gene Ontology annotation, biological process: Golgi to vacuole transport; retrograde transport, endosome to Golgi. The record is from RefSeq and is a predicted model, not a curated record. Bases 38 to 2941 code for a protein of 967 amino acids. NCBI's taxonomy places the organism in Eukaryota, Metazoa, Arthropoda, Insecta, Hymenoptera, Apidae. Gene Ontology annotation, cellular component: GARP complex.